UCAGAGCUGCCCAACGGCCUUCAGCCUUGGUCGUGCUUGCCGCGCUUUGACCCCGCCAUGUUCCUUCUCUUUGCACUGCUCUGUGCGCUUGGAGGACUGCACGCCCUCCUGGAUUCUGAAGAAAUAUUACUGCAUGUCACAGUUCCAUGGAAGAUAAAGUCAAAUGAGAGUGAAGAUUCAGAGAAGCAGGUGAUUUAUGUCAUUACAAUUGAUGAAAAACCAUACACUCUGCAUCUCAGAAAACACUCAUUCUUAUCCCAGAACUUUUUGGUUUACACAUAUAAUGAAACUGGAUUUUUGCAUUCAGAGUCAUCAUAUUUUAAGAUACAUUGCCAUUACCAAGGAUAUAUUGCAAAUUUUCCAAAUUCACUUGCAACACUCAGCAUCUGUUCUGGACUCAGGGGAUUCCUUCAGUUUGAAAACAUCAGCUAUGGAAUUGAGCCAUUGGAAUCUUCAGCAAGAUUUGAGCACAUAAUUUAUCAAGUGAAAAAUGAUAAUCAAGAUAUAUCAUGGCUAGCAGAAAAUUACAGCAAUAUUUGGCAGAAAGACCAAUCGUAUAAAGAUAAUUUAAGCUCACAGAAAACAGCUCUUCCAAAACUAUUACCCCAAUACCUAGAAAUUCACAUUAUAGUGGAAAAAGAUUUGUAUGAUUAUAUGGGAUCAGAAAUGAUGGCUGUAACACAGAAAAUUAUCCAGAUUACUGGCCUUGUCAACACUAUGUUUACUCAGUUCAAAUUGACUGUAAUGCUGUCCUCCUUGGAAUUGUGGUCACAUAAAAACAAAAUUUCUACCAACGGGGAUGCUGAUGAUUUAUUACAAAGAUUUUUUGUAUGGAAACGGGACUAUCUUAUCCUACGGCCCCAUGACAUAGCAUUCUUACUUAUUUACAGGAAACAUCCUACAUAUUUGGGAGCAACAUUUUCUGGCACAAUAUGCAAUAAAAGCCAUAAUGCAGAUAUUGCUAUGUAUCCAGAUGCAGUAACUUUGGAGGGAUUUUCAGUUAUUAUAGCUCAACUACUUGGCCUUAAAAUGGGAUUAACAUAUGAUGAUAUUAAUAAAUGUUCUUGUCCAAGAGCUACAUGCAUAAUGAAUCAUAAAGCAGUGGGUUCCAGUGGUAUAAAGAUUUUUAGCAACUGCAGCAUGCAUGACUAUAGAAAUUUUGUUUCAAAAUAUGAGGCUAAAUGUCUUCAGAACUUUUCAAAUUUGCAACCAUCAUACCAAAAUCAAUCAGUAUGUGGUAAUGGGAUUUUGGAACCUAAUGAAGAAUGUGACUGUGGAAGCAAAGAGGAAUGUCAAUUUAAGAAGUGCUGUGAUUUUCAUACAUGUAAACUGAAAAGCUCAGCAAAAUGUGGUUCUGGACCCUGCUGUACAUCAAAAUGUGAGAUAUCAUUAGCAGGCACUCCUUGUAGAAAGAGUAUUGAUCAAGAAUGUGAUUUUACAGAAUAUUGCAAUGGAACCUCUAGUAAUUGUGUUCCUGACACUUAUGCGUCGAAUGGUCAGCUGUGUAGGUUGAGAACUGCAUAUUGUUAUAAUGGACGAUGCCAAACUACUGAUAACCAGUGUGCCCAGAUAUUUGGAGAAGAUGCGUUUGCAUUUUUAGGUGCUCAAGGUGCUCCGUUUGCCUGUUACAAAGAAAUUAAUUCUCUGCGUGAUAAAUUUGGAAACUGUGGUUUUAAAAAUUCACAACCAUUGCCCUGUGAACAGAGGGAUGUUCUCUGUGGAAAAUUAGCUUGUGUUUGGCCACAUAAGAAUACUUAUAAAAAUGAUGUUCAACCUGCAGUUUAUUCAUACAUUCAAGGGCAUGUAUGCAUAUCUAUAGCCACUGGGUCAUCAGUGAAAUCAGAUGAAAGAGAUUAUUCCUAUGUUGCUGAUGGCACUGUUUGUGGGGCACAAAUGUAUUGUAUAAAUAAAACCUGCAAAAAAGUUCACUUGAUGGAAUAUAACUGUAAUGCUGCUACAAAAUGCAGAGGAAAUGGAAUAUGUAAUAAUUUGGGUAAUUGUCAUUGUUUUCCUGGCCAUAGGCCUCCAUAUUGUGAAUUCCAGAUUGGUUCACCAGGGGGAAGUAUUGAUGAUGGAAAUGUUCAGAAAUCUGAUAUAAUUUUUAUUGAAGAAGGCUACAAUGCACAGCAAAACAACUGGCUUAUUCUGAGUUUCUACAUUGUUCUUCCCUUUAUCAUAAUUUUCACCAUUAUGAUCAUGAAACGAAAUGAAAUGAGAAAAUCAUGCAACAGACAAAAUGCAGAAUAUGAAGGUAAUUCAGUCGUUGUGCCAGAAAACUAUGACGUGGACUACUGGUAACAGCCAAGCACUUCACCAGCAGAUGGUCCAUUUCCAGAGGAGAAAACUUCACUUUAUGACCCUUACGUAAUCCCUAAAUGCGUUUCAGAUGUUCUCGUUCUGGAAAAUAAAACCCAAGCCCACGUGGGCACCAGG
This is a messenger RNA of Prionailurus viverrinus (fishing cat), 2433 nucleotides long. RefSeq names its product disintegrin and metalloproteinase domain-containing protein 18-like. Gene Ontology annotation, cellular component: plasma membrane. Gene Ontology annotation, biological process: proteolysis; binding of sperm to zona pellucida; cell adhesion. The record is from RefSeq and is a predicted model, not a curated record. Gene Ontology annotation, molecular function: metalloendopeptidase activity. Bases 58 to 2298 code for a protein of 746 amino acids. NCBI's taxonomy places the organism in Eukaryota, Metazoa, Chordata, Mammalia, Carnivora, Felidae. The transcript has 20 exons.